ACCACGGAAAAUGGCGACCGUGAAAUAGAUGGAAGACGAAAGUAAGAAAUUAUUCAAUGCUGGCUAUACAUCGUUCCCUGCCUGCAUCCAUACUGCUCAGAGCCCGAGGAAUAGAUUUGGUAUGGAACAGCCUCAAUGGAAUGGUGUGCAGCAGCUCUUGCAAGCAGCAUCCAACAAACCAGCGUGAUAAAAACGGCCAUGGCAACAGAAAAGUCAUGUCUUCCAGGUGCUGAUGAAGAUGGGAAGGAUGCAGAUCCUGAGAUCAAUGCCAUUUCGCUUCUACAAGAGCCGUUAAAAAUGGCUCAAGGUUCCUCUUUUACUCACCCUUUCAGCCGGGCUUCUCCGAAACAAAAUAGCGUCCUCGAUGUUCUGUCCAACACUGACAUGUUCUCCCCGGUCGGUUUGGAAAAUGGACCUUUGCAUCAGGCAACACAAGCCAACGAACUCAACAGCAUUUCCACAGAGAAAGAGGAAGAGAAAAGCAUCACCCCGCUGAAAAAUGUACAGGAAAUUGAAAGUGCAGAAAUGUGGGAUUUUGACGAAGACUCGCCCGACAAUUUAUUAACUAACCUUAGUAGUGCAAGUCACCUUCCUUGGGGCCACCAACAAGAGUUGUUAGAGUAUCUGAUGGAGAACAACAGGGAUUGCCCGCAGAUGGAGUCUGGAGAAGAAGACGUUUCUGCUACUGACAGCCAAAGAAGAAGGAAAAGGAAGAUGGACAUGGUUGUCAUGACAGAUCCUUCAGAAAAAUUAUCGAUGGAGCUGUCUGAGGGUGAAGACUCCAGAAGGCCAAGAAGCUUCUCUAACUUUCCACCAACGGAGAAAAUUCCGAAGUUCCCCAACGGUACAGUAAAUGCUAUCAAAGACAUGUUUUACAAUUCCCCGACAAGAAAUUCCAACUUAAACCACGAUAGCCAUGGGCUGUCCCCACAGAGGAGGAAUAUCAUCCUGAAUUCACAUACAGAGGAAAAGCCGGCGUUUUACUCUUGUGCAAAAUGUGACCUGAGUUUUAAGAAAGAGCAUUAUCUCCUUAGCCACAUGAAAUCCCAUGCCGACCCGAUGCCUUUCACAUGCCGCGAAUGUGGGCAGUCGUUCAGGCAAAGUCGAUUGCUUAUCGAACAUAUGUCCGUCCACAAAGAGAAGAAGAGGGUCACUAAAGAGCUCAAAGAUGCAAACAACAAGAAGGAGGACAAAACCAGAAAACUCCUUUGCCCUCAGUGCUCAUUUGCGACAAACUGCCCCAACGCUUUUGUGCAGCACGCAAAAACACACGACAAGAACCAAGAGAAGAGGACACGAUAUGGUGACAGAAGUAAAGUCGACAAAACCAGGAAACUCUUUUGCCCUCAGUGCUCAUUUGUAACAUACUACCCGAACACGUUUGUACAGCACGCUAAAACACACGAGAAAGAGAAGAAAAACCUCAUUAAAUGUAGCAAGUGCACCUUCGUGACUCUGAUUGAGACUGAUCUUAUCAGACAUGAUAUCAAGCAACACAGUUCUCUUCAGGUCCAGGCCCAGAAAGAAGGUCCCGAUGCGUUCUCCUGUAACAUUUGCUCCUACAAAGCAUUUAGCGAAGACGUCUUCAGGAAUCAUCUUCUGCGUCGCCACCAACAAAGCUUCGAAAAAGAUAAUAGCAAAGCUCCUCCUCCUGAGAAUAAAAAAGUACCACACAACACUGAAACGUUCUCCUGUAACCUGUGUUUGUACAGAACCUUUAGCGAAAAGGUUUUCAUAAAUCACAUCCUGCAGCGCCAUCAGAAAACCUAUGGGGAAUACCUGGCUGCACAGAUUGGUCAGGAAAAUGCCCAAACAUCUGAGGCAGGAUAUGUCCCCAAUUGUAGGAGUCCUCCAGAAGACGCAGAGUUCACCUCCAAGAUCUCCGUUAAAAAUCGCAUCACCAAUAGAGCACAUUCCUCUAGUGAGUCGAGUGACCUUUCAGAACUCCUCAAAAGUGGCAGGAUUGAAAGAGAUUUGAAGUCCAAAGUGACAGAAUCCAAGCUCGACAAAUCCAUAAAUAUUCUUCUGUCCCGACGAAAACACUGUAAAGACGCUGCACACCAAAACCGGGAAAGAAGUAGCUGCAGGGCAACUGGUAGGGAUUCAAAAAACGACCGUGAUGAAGAGUCCGACUUCUCCCCAAAUGGCCACACGUUGGCUUUUAGCGUAGCUGACACAGAUAGCGAGUCCAGGUUGAACACAGAGCCGUCAACCAUGAAGAAAUCAUUGUCCAAGCGAAAGAUGUCAACCCCGUACCACAACAGGUGUGAUGGGGAUCCAUUGUUGAGGUCAAAGAAAAUACUUGAAGACGACCAGAUGUCAGAUGAAGGCACCUUCCAGUUUACAGACACACAUACCAAUGAAAACUCUUUUGACAACGGCCUCAAGAAAGAAAAGCAGAACAUCAUGUGUACCUAUAGCAGAAGAAUGUCAAUGCGGGGCGCUCUACAGGCGUCCAAAAGACUGUAUGAGAAAAUUAAAACGGAGGGCCAAGAACCGCUGGAUCCCGAAAUCAAAGAAGAACCCGUAGAAAGUGAAAUCUAUCAAGAAACAUUUGACACCCACCAAAUACCGCUGGAGGAUUCCUUUGACGAAUCAUCAGACCUGGAAACGGAUCGCAAGAGCUGUCCGUACUGCCCAGCCGUCUUCGAGUCAGGCGUUGGACUGUCCAAUCACAUCCGAGGGCACCUUCACAGGGUUGGACUGAGCUACAAAGCACGUCAUGUAGUUUCUCCUGAGCAGGUGGCCUAUGAGGACCGGAAGCCGCGUGGAAGAAGAAAGACGUCCACGUUGGGGAGAUUGAAAAAAGCUAUACGGGUAAAGACAGAUUCUGAAACUGUGAACAGCAUACACUCCUGUCCGUUAUGCGGGGACACGUUUGACAACAGAACUGGACAGUCCAACCACAUACGGGGCCACCUCAAGAAGCUGGGCAGAAGCCUCACGUCAAAGAAAAAAACUCCGUUAAUGUUACUCCGGGAACUGAUGCGUGACAAGAAGGAACUGGAGCGGGCGUUACAAAUUCUUGGAAGGAGACGGGACCAUUUCCCGUACAGCACUUCACCAAAGUUUCCCAUUGCAGGUCGAUUCACUCCAUCACCCAUGGAUGCGAAAGACUGCAUGGAUGCUAAACCCCUGACGUUUCCUUUUGAGGAAACAGAAUCUGAAGAAAUGCAGGAGGACUCAAAGUUGGAUGUUAAAAAUUCACUUUCAGGUGCGACUGCCUUGAUCGGGAUUCUAAAGAAGAGGAAAUGUCAGGAGGAAACCAGAGUUAAGGCGUUGCACUUGUCAAAAAACUCAUUCACUGUUUCUUCGAACGGCGAACACUGUUCAGGAUCCAGACUUUCUGCUUUGCCGAAUUCUUUAAAUGAGAAAGGCGAGUUUAACAGGAAAGUGUGUGUCCACUGCAACGCCACUUUUCACAGCGGUGUCAGUUUGUCCAAUCACUUGCGGGCAUAUGAAAAGAGGAAAAAGAACGCCUUAAUGGAAGGAACUACUUUUGACUGUUGUAAAGCUAGAAGGCAGCGAUCAAGACCUGGCUCAAAGAAGAAGACACUGCCGUUAACGCAGACGCCAGAGGAAAUGUACCGUCUCACCUGCAGGUUUUGCGACCUGGUCUUUCAGGGCCCUUUGUCAGUCCAGGAGGAUUGGAUUAAACAUUUGCAGAGACACAUCAUGAACACGAGUGUCCCACACACUGGGCUGAGCAUGAUAGAGGUCCCCCCGCUCCACAAGGACCUUCAAGCCCUCAAACAUGAGGAGGCCUCUCUGACAGCCACCCACGCUGCCUCCUGAGGCCAACACUGAUCUGUCCAGAUUUCAACAGACUUGAUGUGUAGUGUACAUUGGAUGUCCUUUCACCUUUUUUAACCUCUACUGCAGACCACAGGUACAAUACAACUGGACAACCGAGGUGUUGAACACCGUUAGGCAUUUGGAUAGAUUAGAAAAAAAAUAUUUUGGAUAAUGUUACUUUUUUCCGUUUUUACACAAUCAAUCUUUGGAAAACAAUUCCAAGAGGAUGAACGGUUUCCAUGUUUUAUGCAGAAGUGUAGUGUGGAAUUCAUUUUUGAAAUGAAAACAACCCUUACCUCAGAUUUCUCAUGGUUCCAGUCCAUUUGUUUUUUGUUUUUUUUCUUGACAGUAUGGGAGCGCCACUCCUCCUGUGUCACUCUUUACAUUUGUACAUUUUGUUUUUCCUUUUUUUUUUAAUCUAGUGCAAGUUUAAACUAGAGCCUAUGGUGUGUUGUCAGGCCAAGGUGUAACUGAGGUGUUUGUUAACUCAGAGUUCAGCAUUUCAAAACCUGCCAGUAAGGAUGUUAACCGACUGCAAGAAUAGAAAUGCAUAGAAUUUUUUUUUUUUUUUUUUAGUAGCAGUAACAGCAUUGUUUCUAAAACCUAACGUGGACAGACAUUCAGUUCAAACAUUGUCUUUCACACGGCACACCUAUAUUUAAUGAUUGAAUAUACCAUUUUAAAAUAAUUUAAUUUUAAAUGUUCUAUAUCACACGAAACAGUACCUAAAAAAGUGUUUUGAAUAAAAGAAAAUGCAAAGGUU
This is a messenger RNA of Cynoglossus semilaevis (tongue sole), 4558 nucleotides long. It is a transcript of the gene znf644a, whose product is annotated as zinc finger protein 644a. The transcript is spliced from 7 exons. Gene Ontology annotation, biological process: regulation of transcription by RNA polymerase II. Gene Ontology annotation, molecular function: DNA-binding transcription factor activity, RNA polymerase II-specific; RNA polymerase II cis-regulatory region sequence-specific DNA binding. Bases 136 to 3795 code for a protein of 1219 amino acids. Lineage: Eukaryota; Metazoa; Chordata; Actinopteri; Pleuronectiformes; Cynoglossidae. The record is from RefSeq and is a predicted model, not a curated record. Gene Ontology annotation, cellular component: nucleus.